Molecule: messenger RNA, 1344 nt
Organism: Penicillium angulare
Lineage: Eukaryota; Fungi; Ascomycota; Eurotiomycetes; Eurotiales; Aspergillaceae
Product: FluC/FEX family fluoride channel
Exons: 1
Coding region: 1-1344 (447 amino acids)
Biological process (GO): fluoride transmembrane transport
Cellular component (GO): membrane
Molecular function (GO): fluoride transmembrane transporter activity
Source: RefSeq, a predicted model, not a curated record
AUGUGCGACCACAACGUCCCGAGUGCCGUGCCUGGGUCAAGAUCAGCAAGCUCAUCAACAUCACAACCUACAGAUUUGCAGAGUAAUUUGGAUGAGCUUGCAGCACCCCCUCCCGUAUACGAUACAUCAGAGAGACCAGUGAGACAGCAUGAUUACCUCGAAAAUCACCAUUCACGACAUGACGGGAAUACCCUUCAGCAAGCCCAAGAGGCUAUACCAGACCCCGAUUUGGUAGACACAUCGAGGAAGACCGAAAAACGACCAUUGCUAAAGAUACCACGCCUUACUUAUACCAUUGGAUAUCUCAUAUUUUUCUCUUUUGUCGGUACAAUCUUGCGACUGGCCAUCGAAUGCCUGACUUUCUAUCCCGGCUCCCCAGUCAACACGAGCGUGCUCUGGGCCAACGUAGGUGGGAGUUUAAUCAUGGGAUUUUUAAGCGAAGACCAAGAACUUUUUCGCAUCGAUGAAUCAAAUGAUCGCCAAUCUGCAAUGAAGCAUAAAAAGACCAUCCCUCUGUUCAUCGGGCUAACAACUGGGUUCUGCGGCAGCCUUACGUCCUUUUCUACGUUCAUUCGAGAUGUGUUCUUAGCUCUUUCAAACGACCUCCCUGUACCCCUGGGCUCAUACCAAAACGUGUCGCUAUUUUCUUCUGCCCCGUUCGGCGCAUCCGCCCCCAACGGAGGUUUUAGCUUUAUGGCAUUAGUAGCUGUCCUACUUACUGAAAUCGGCCUCUCGCUCUCCAGUUUAAUUCUAGGAGCGCAUCUCGCUAUCGGAACAUCUGCUUGUAUGCCUACUCUUUCUCAGUGGUGGAUAAAGAAAAUUAUUAAUCCCAUUGUGUUUGUUGUUGCAAUCUCAACGUGGAUUAUUGUCAUCUGCCUUGCAGCAUUGCUAGCAAAAGGCUCAACAACGGUCACACUCUGGAGUACAGAGAUGUGGAGGGGCCCAGCUUUGUUUGCUCUCGUUUUUGCUCCACUUGGCACACUAGUACGAUUCUUUGUGUCGCUAAAGCUUAAUGCUAGGAUUGCGUCGUUCCCAUUGGGUACAUUUAUUGUAAAUGUGGGAGGCACGAUGGUGUUGGGUAUGGCAUAUUCGCUACAGCAUGCUUCCGUAAGCGGAGCAAGCUUUGCUGGCUGCCAGGUUCUACAAGGGAUAAUGGAUGGGUUCUGUGGCUGUCUGACAACAGUUAGUACGUGGGUCUUGGAGUUGUCGUCUCUUCGCAAGCGCCAUGCGUAUUUAUAUGCGGUUAUGAGCGUCGCGGUUGCUCUAUGUGCCCUUGUGGUUGAAAUUGGAAGCCUGAAAUGGACAAGGGGUCUUGUUACUCCCUCAUGCUUCAGAGGCAGUUAA